Molecule: messenger RNA, 504 nt
Organism: Malassezia sympodialis ATCC 42132
Lineage: Eukaryota; Fungi; Basidiomycota; Malasseziomycetes; Malasseziales; Malasseziaceae
Exons: 4
Coding region: 1-504 (167 amino acids)
Biological process (GO): retrograde transport, endosome to Golgi
Cellular component (GO): membrane; Golgi apparatus
Source: RefSeq, a predicted model, not a curated record
AUGCGCCAGUCGUGCAGUGGUGUUUGGGCUGGUCCAAACACCAGUAUUGAUGCAGUACUGUUCUACCCCAACAGUAGCGGCCUGGUGACAACUAUUAUUUAUGAAAUCUCUGAGUUUUCCAAGAUUGGCAAGUACGACCCAUCCGGGGGCAAGUAUGGCCAUAUUUCCAAGACGUACUUAUGUACACCCACGGUGCAGCAGCGUGGUUUAUGCAAGCCAGAUCAGUUAAAUAUGUAUUUGAUUGAAGAUGGGUCCUCUGUGUGGUCUAUCAAACAAGAGAGGAUGGACUUUGGUGAGCGGUUGAUGGAGACUAAGGCCAUGACGUACCCAGUGAAUCGAUCCGGUUACUACUGUAUGGGUGUUGCGCCUCUUCGCGUACCUGUGAGUGCUGUUCACAACUCUACCAUCAACCAGUUUCAUGGAGAAGUGGUGUAUCAUAAUCGCUUCGCUGGCCACCUUCCAGCGGCAGAGCAUCCAAAGCUUUACGUACGUUCACCCUACUAA